This is a messenger RNA of Sipha flava (yellow sugarcane aphid), 1830 nucleotides long. RefSeq names its product solute carrier family 35 member F5. The record is from RefSeq and is a predicted model, not a curated record. The transcript has 11 exons. NCBI's taxonomy places the organism in Eukaryota, Metazoa, Arthropoda, Insecta, Hemiptera, Aphididae. Gene Ontology annotation, biological process: regulation of peptide transport. The coding region runs from base 185 to 1582 and encodes 465 amino acids.
UUGUAUAAAAUGCACUACAUACACAUACACCACGAUAUGGUUCAUGUUUAUGAAUACAAUUUAAAUAAUAAUAAUGAAAUUAUAUUUUUGAUAAUGAUAAAAAAAACCAUGUAAUUUAUUAAUUUUGAGAAUAUGGAUAACCAGAUAGAAUUUUUAUUGCCAUAACGGUGGAUAGCUGAAAAAAAUGCACAAUCUGUCCCAAAGACUGACACUUGGCUUAUUGUUAUUAUUGUUGGCAGAUAUAAUAUGGAUUGUAUCAUCAAAAUUCACCAACUAUGUUCCUUAUAAAAAUGACUACAAAAAGCCAUUUUUUUUUGCCUAUACCAAAGCUUCUAUGUUUACUAUUUACUUUCUGGUGUAUAUAAUAUUUAAAGAAUUGAGAAAGCCUUGCGGAAAUCAAACUAAUUAUAUGUUUGUUAAUUUUGAUACUAUUGAUGAGGAUGAUGAUGAUGAAGAUGAUAAUGUUUUCACUGAUGAAACUGAAAGAUUAAGCUCAGUCAGUUAUGUUCCCAUCAAAAAUCCUAGUAUGACCUCUGGUACAGAAAGUGAUGAUUCAGGAACUGCAAAGUCAAAUAACAAAGUAGUUCGAUUUAACAAAGUUGCUGAGGUAAGACAUUUGUCUGAAACAGAAGCUAAAGAAGCAUUAAUGGCUCGUUUAUCAUAUUCAGCUACAUUAAGGGCAAGAGAAAUUUGUCGUUUAUCAAGACAGCUACUUAAUCUUCAUCAAACAGCAAAACUAGCUUUUACAGUUGCACCACUUUGGGGUGUUGCUAAUUUAUUACAUCAAGUUUCUAUGGUUUACAUGGAACAUACUCUUGUGUCUGUUGUUAUGUCGACAACUAGCUUUUUCACUCUUCUGCUAUCUCUAUUUUUUGUUACACCUUCUACAGAUCGCUUUACGGUUGCUAAACUAAUAACUGUAUUAUUCAGCAUAACUGGAAACGUUAUAAUUACUUUACCAGAUUCUCAUUUUAGUUUUAGUGAAAUAAACAUUGGAUUUGCCUUAUCUUUAUGUAGUGCUGUUUUUUAUGCACUAAAUAUUGUUACUCUACGGUCUUGGGUGGAUCAUGAAGAUAAAUUAGAUAUUAUAUUAUACUUUGGUCUUAUUGGUCUAUUUAAUGUUCUGAUGUUCUGGCCAUUGUUUAUUUUUCUUCAUUAUUUUGAACUUGAAACCUUUGAGUGGCCCAACAAACAACAAGCAAUGUCAUUAAUAAUUAAUGGAGUUGUAAAAGCAACAUUGCCUGAAGUCAUAUGGUUAUGGGGGUGUUUAUUGACAUCAUCAAUUAUAGCAACAAUGUCUAUAGGAUUAACUAUUCCAAUGUCAAUAAUUUUGCGUGGCAUCUCCAGUCAAAACAUAUCUGAUCACGAGCGAUUUUCGUUACCAUCAUUUUAUUUAGGUUUAGUUCCUACAACAGUCUCUUAUUUUUUCCUUAUUUGGUUAACACAUCAGUAUAAUUAUAAUCAAAAUGAAUACAAUUGCCUAAGUCAUUGCCAGAGAAAAAAAUUAAUUAGGCUUAGAGAUGGUGAUGCUGAACAAGCAGAAUCUCUUAUACAAAUUCAUGAAACUGACAAAGAAGUGUGAUAUAAUUUAUUUAGAAAAUCAAGUUACUCACUAGGACUACUCUUAGCAUUUUUACCUCUUUUUGUGCAAUGUAUUUUUAGACAAUAUAAAUAUUAUUUACUAAAUUUUACAUAAUACAUGUAACCAGAAUUUAAAAUUAACAAAAUAAAUUCAACACAUUUUUACUAUAACUGCUUGAAAUUUAAAUAUUAAAUUAUGCUGUAGAUAAGUAUCAUCUUAUGAUAUUUAUGCAAUCAACAAAUUAUAAA